Molecule: messenger RNA, 2638 nt
Organism: Chelmon rostratus (copperband butterflyfish)
Lineage: Eukaryota; Metazoa; Chordata; Actinopteri; Chaetodontiformes; Chaetodontidae
Product: ras-related protein Rab-7L1-like
Exons: 5
Coding region: 163-777 (204 amino acids)
Biological process (GO): vesicle-mediated transport
Cellular component (GO): Golgi apparatus; trans-Golgi network; vesicle
Molecular function (GO): GTP binding; GTPase activity
Source: RefSeq, a predicted model, not a curated record
AUGUUUAGAGUCAAAGGCUCAGCUGAAGUGAAGCCCAGGUAGGUCACGGUGGAGUAUUUCUUUAGUUACAGAGAAACAGCUCUGCCUCAUGAAUCACAUUUCCUGACGCGACGUUUGAACUUUGAACCGUUGGCACGCGUUGCCAUUCGCCAGAGGAGAGCAAUGACCGAGCACCUGCUGAAAAUACUGAUCGUUGGCGAUGGAAAUGUCGGGAAAUCCUCCUUCGUGCAUCGUUUCGUCAAUGGGCAGUUCAACAAGACGUACAAGAUGACGGUGGGAGUGGAUUUUUCCGUGAAGGUGCUGCAGUGGUCGGAUAAGGAAAAGGUCAGGCUGCAGCUGUGGGACAUCGCAGGCCAGGAGCGUUUCAUUUCCAUGACCAGGAUCUAUUAUAAAGGCGCGCUGGGCUGCGUUGUGAUGUUUGACGUCUCCAGCUCGUCCAGCUUCCUCAGCUGUCGCCAUUGGAAACAGGACCUGGACAACAAGGCCAUGCUGCCUAACGGAGAGUCCAUCCCCUGCAUCCUGCUGGCCAACAAGUGUGACCUGGCUAAGCGGGCCGUGUCAGCAGAGAGCAUCGACAGGUUCAGCAAGGCCAACGGCUUCGUUGCGUGGAUGGAGACGUCGGUCAAAGACAACAAGAACAUCGGAGAGGCGAUGAGGAGGUUGGUGCAGGAGAUUUUGUCGGUCCGGUCCGGACUGGAGCUCCAACCCAGACGUCAGGACGGCGUUUACCCUCAGCUGGACUCAGAGAGCAGCGGCGGAGACGGAAGCUGCUGCUGAGGGGCCGCCUUCGUCAGUCAGCCGAGACCCGCUCAUUAUCUGACUGAGGAGCCACUUCACCCUCAAAUAAUGAGGCUGUUCGCUAACAGAAGAGGCACCACGAGGCUGCCGGUACAGACGUUCUCUAAUGAGGUCUGCAAUUUGAUCUACGAAUAGAAAUACUUAGAGUGGAUGAUACUCCACCACCAGUUUUAAAGUCACAAAGCCUCCAUCAGGGUUUCUAAGCUUCUUUUCUGGCCCUUUAACCACAGUUUCAGGACCCAACAAUCUAAUAAUCACAGAAACUUACUGUAUGAGUAAGACUAUUCUAAUCAUUCAUCAAUAAAUCAGUGUUCAGCUGCCCCACAUCAGGUCCCAGCUCCAGGGUUUAGGACGUCAGAGACCUUCUAUCCUCGUGAUUUGUUGUGUUUAGCAUUUUACGGACUUUCUGUUUGAGGAAACGUCAUUUCGGUCAGUAUUUCUUCAGCAGAUGUGACCAGAAGAAGGAGGGGGUGUUCUGCAUGUGCGUCACAUUCAGAAACUCAACCAGCAUGGAUGUGAAGUCCACCAGAAGAAAACUGAUCUCUGUGCAGUGUUGACCUAAACCUCACGGACAUCGGUCCCUACAGUCCUCUGCAGGCCGACUGGCCGCCGUCGUUCAGGUGAUAGAGAGAGGCAGACAGUGAGGACGAGGAGGAGAGAGAGAGACAUGAGGAAAGCAGAAGGAGCAGAGGGGAGGUGUGUGUGUGUGUGUGUGUGUGUGUGUGUGUGUGUGCAAGCUUAUUAAAUGGGACGCCUGUUGGUGUGGAGCGUGCUCAGUGCAGCCGCCGAGCCUCCUCCUCCGACAGGCUGAGUCAGCCGGACACAUGGCGUCCCCGUGCUAACAACAAGGGCUGAGUGUGUGUGUGUGUGUGUGCAUGUACAGUGUGCUGUGUUUCUGUGUGUGUGUGUGAUGAAGGCACAUGGAUGUGCAUGUGCCCCGGACACGUCAGCAGCUCACACACAUCCUGUCGACAGGAUGUGUGUGAGCUGCUGAUUUCUCAACAUGAGACCGCGGCACCGUCUUUAUUAAUGUCAGAGCUGCAUCCACUGCUCACAUAAUCACUGCGACUCUGAACUGAAGCAACAGGACAGACAGCAGAAGAACUGAAGAUGAUCUGUGAUCCUGAUUUCACACUCAAGUUGAGAAACGUUGAACUCGUGCAGACUCCUUUGCCUCAGUUUGCAUCCGCUCAGUUCAGCACCUCUAAGACUCACUUUGUUCCUGGAGACAUGCGUCCUGACUGUUCCGCUCGUUGAAAUCCAAAGAGCCGCUCAGAGCAGAGUGUAAACUAGUACAUUUCACAUGAGUCUGCCUGUUGGAUCAUAAGAUAUUUUGGGUUUAACCCUGUAAAGUCCAAACCAUUAAAUAAUUGACAGAAAAUUCCAGUUCUUUGAAGCUGGAGCCUUUAUUGGUCCUUCUGAACACUUUUUUUUUUUUAAAUAUUAAUUUCCAUAUAUGAGUUUCAGUUUGUAUCAUCUUUGAUACAUUGGGUAAGAACGCUCAAAGAUUCUUUUUUCUUCAACAAAUAAAAACAUAAUAAAACACAAACCAAUCCAACAAAUUAGUCAUCAUCAUCAUCAUCAUCAUCAUCAUCAUCAUCUUCCCCUAGCUGCUCCAUGUCACUUGAGUUCCCCUCCAUAAUCCUGUUCAGAGCAUCUUCAUCACUGUAUUUCUUUACCAUCUAAAAACACACAUGCACACAAAAAACAGAUUAUAGUGUAUUUUUUCUUUGAAUUGGUCAGUUUUUAGUAAAAAUCAGUAAAAAGUUAGUCGUAAUCGCACCAUCCCAAUUCCCAACUAGUCAUCAAUCAUCAUGAUGCAGCAAGUUUUUUGCUCUAA